AACAUCGUAAGUUCUAUGAAAACUCUUAAAAGUUCUACACAUGCGCAGUGCAAUUAUUAAGGGUACGAACCGUUUCCAUUCAACCCCUAAAUACCAGUAGUAUGCCAUUUCUCUUCACGCUCACACCUACGCAAGCGUCCGGCCAAAAUCGUAAACUUUUACGAUUUUAAUGAAUCAGUUCCUUAAAAAAUAUUGUGAAGUGAUUUAUUACAAAUCAAAGAAACUAUAGUGAUAAACAGUGACAUGGAUUGUGUUUUGAAAAUAUUUUGAAAAAAGUGCAGUAAAAUUAUUACUUAUGUAAAACUUAUAAAGCAUGGAACACGAUGUUCGCGAUACUUCGGUUGUUUUUUUAAAUAAUUGGAAAGUUAAUAAAUUUAUAAAUGGAAGUGAAUUUUUGGAUUUGCCUGAUUAUAACACAAUUGCAAUUGGCUUUUUAUGUGGGAGGACAAAACACGGUCAAAAAUUCUCACCGUCGAACAGAUGAUAUAAAUACGGACCUCAAAAACGACAAACCUCUAGACUUUUUAGUCAGCCACCAAACAAAAGACGAACGAGAUUAUUUUUUACCUCCCGUGUUUACCAACCACGAGGAUAUUGAGGAAGAUGAGGAAGAAGACGAAAGUACUUAUUUAGACUAUGAUUAUGAUGGUAAAGAAGCAAAUUAUAAAGAUUCCCCAGACACAGCAACAGUACGAAGCGAUGUUCAUGAUGUAUCUUCUGUAGAUGAUAAGAUACCUUUGCACACGGCCAAAGACAAUCUGCCAAUUUUUCUUUUGGAGCCUGAAAACACGUAUGUUGUUAAAAAUAAGCCGGCUACUCUGAAAUGUCGGGCUGCUAAUGCUUUAAAAGUAUUUUUCAAAUGCAAUGGAGUACAAACGCAGGCUCUUAAUUUCGAAUUUGUGGACCCUCAAACUGGCGUGAGAAUCAUUGAGGGCGAGUGUAAAGUCACGAGGGAGAAUGUCGAAGAGUACUUCGGAAGUGACAAGUACCAAUGCUCAUGUUUUGCUUGGACCAGCCUGGGACAUAUACGCAGCCAGCCUGCUACUAUUGAGUUGGCUUACAUAAAGAAACAGUUCUCCGUGGCCCCCCAAUCUCAGUUAGUCAAACAAUACACAUCUGUCACGUUCCGAUGCGAGCCGCCCCCGGCCGCCCCUUUCGUACAAAUAUACUGGUUGAAGAAUGGAGCUCCAAUCGUCGUUGAUGAUAAUGUACAGGUGUCUAAGGAAGGAGAUCUGCUUAUUAAACAGGCUACUUUACUUGACAUGGCGAACUACACAUGUGUCGCUGAAAAUUUAGCCGGGAAAAGGAUAUCCGAACCAGCCCUGCUGACAGUUUUCGUCAACGGUGGUUGGAGCGCCUGGUCAGCGUGGACCGAGUGCUUCUGCGAGGAUCAAGCGAGGCAAGGUCAUACGGGGAGGAAGAGGGAACGAACUUGCACGGCACCAAGACCGCUAAAUGGGGGACAACCGUGUAUGGGGCCUAACUUGCAGAAGACGCAAGAUUGUGUGGACUGUGAUAUAGAUGAACUAGACGAAUUGGCGGACGAAUCACCAGAUAUAAUACUAGGUCGCUGGUCCCAAUGGUCUGAGUGGUCGAGAUGUGACUUGGAUUGCCUUCGAACUAGACGGAGGAGGUGUCUCACUUUAAAUGCAUGUCGUGGAAUAGACUACCAAGUUGCACAAUGUCCACUUUGUGUGAGGACUUCUAAAUCUGAUAUUAAUGAUGGAUCAUCAUACUGGCCGUUAUUUAUUGCGUUAUCAAUAGCCUUCCUAAUAUUCAUGGUCGUCGUCAUUUUGGGAAUUAAAUACAUAAAGAUUAGACUGAAUGAUACUUCGCCGUAUGUCAAACCACCUUCAGGUUCAAAUUACUUUGGGAAUGUGAUAAAGAGGACUCUAACGAAUCAGCCGGACCUGACCAUACACGAGGAGUUCCAAACUAUUGAUUCUCGGAGGACACACAGACAUAUGAGCACGUCUACAAACACCCGGCACGAACAUUUGUAUGAAGUACCGCAAUUAGCUAACAGCUACAUCACGCCUAUAGAUCAUGAGGUAAGGACCGAACGGAAUGGCAGUGAAAGGAUUUACGCUUGCAAGGACAGUGUCGAGUCAGCCCGAUCUGACUCCAGUUGCUUUUUGAGCUCCGGUUCGUCGUAUGGCAAUGAAAGUGUAGAAAUGUCACCAUCACUCAAAAAUAAUGCAUCGUUAGACUCAAAAUACUUCACUAAGCACAUAGAUGUAGCUACUUCGAAGAUAGUGACCGCUGACGGUGAUUGGCUGAAUCUUAAUAAGUGUGGAGUUAGCUUGUUUGUACCUGAUGGAGUAGUAGAUAAAGGCGAAGAGUUGUUCUCCAUUGAAGUUGCUGAUGAUGAUUGGAAUAGACCUUUGCUGCAAGAAGGUGAAACUCAACUAAGCCCCGUGAUACGGUGCGGCCCCAAAAACUUUCACUUCUGCAAGGGUGUGGUUUUAUCCUUCCCGCAUUGUGCCGCCUUGAAGAACACCAGCUGGCUCCUAUCCAUCCUCCAAAGGCCCGAAGAAAUCAACUCGAGGGAGUGGCGAAAAGUUUUGACUUUGGGCCAGGAAACGCCCGGGACCCCACUGUUCGCGCAAGUCGACCCUUCCAAAGUUUACCUAGUGAGCGAAUUUCUGAGCGACUUUGUUCUAGUCGGGAGAAGUUUCAGCGGUCUAGACGCCAAGUUGCUCAAACUAGCGCUGUUUAUAUCUAAAAGAAUGGACGACAGUUACUAUAGCUUGAAAGUCCAUGUGUUUAACGAUACACCUUACGCUUUCUACGAAUGUUUCGAAAGUGAAAAGAGGGCCGGAUGCUCAUUGCUUUGUGAUCCAAAAACGAUUUGUUUUCAAGAAAAUUGUUCUGAUUUAUGUAUUAAUAUUAGGGAUGUAGGUGUCGGUUGGAAAAUACAGUCAGGGGGGAAAUACCAGGAGCUGCCGUAUUCCCAAGUUUGGAACAUGACUGUACGAUCCAUGCACUGUAUAUUUGUAGUGCAACAGACAGACUCAAUAAAUUGUUUAGAGCUUAAUGUGUCUGCUUACCAGAAGCAGAAGCAAUCGAAUUCUGUCAAUUUCAAUUUUAAGACUAACGACUUGAAUUUUAACAUAAACUGUAAGAGAUUCAGUUGUGCGAGCGUAGAGACUGUUAAUAUAUUAGAGAACCCAUUCAAUUAUUCGUCACUGACUAAGAAGGAGGGUAGGUAUGACUUCGUGUAUAAGAAUCACAGCUUUAGGAGCUACUUUAGUGUUGACAAUAAUUACCGCACGAACGUGUUGACCAAGUCCGACCGAGUGAUACUGUGCAAACUGCUGGACUCUCAGACGGCGAAGAGCAACGACUGGCGAUUGUUGGCUGAGAAGCUAAAAGUUUGCUCUUACUAUUAUUAUUUCUCCAAUACUUGUUCUCCGACAGAAAAUAUAUUGAAUUUAUGGUUGUGUAGGAAUAACGACAUGAACAUGUUGGUCAAUUUGUCGAGGAUAUUCAGGGAAAUGGGUAGGAUUGAUUGUGCAACAGUUGUUGAAAGGCGCUGUUUUCCCAACUGAACAAAAUAAUAUAAAGAAAUGUGUAACAAUUGUUGAGUUUGAAUAGAGGAAAACAUUUUUCUUGGAGUCUCUUUAUUGAGUCAAUCUUUUGAGAAAAUAUUUGAACUUGUUUCCACUUUGCCAAUUAUGUCAUCGUUAUUUCUUUGAAUUAAUUUUCACUUCCUUUGUGUUUAUUAUAAUUGUUAUUUUUCUAUUAUUUUGAUGUCCAUACAAACUCAACGUUCGCCAUUAUGAUUACGACUGCUUAAUUAUUUCCACCAUUAGUAUUGUUAUAACAAGUCUUAGUUUUUCUUCUGUGUAAUUAUAAGACUUCUCAUUCACUUUGAUAUUUUUACUUGAAAGUGAGAAUAUAGUUAUUUUAGACCAAUCAACACUUCUUUCAAUUUUAAUUAAUAAGCA
Helicoverpa zea (corn earworm) is the source of this 3950-nucleotide messenger RNA. Its product is annotated as netrin receptor UNC5B-like. The record is from RefSeq and is a predicted model, not a curated record. The transcript is spliced from 13 exons. NCBI's taxonomy places the organism in Eukaryota, Metazoa, Arthropoda, Insecta, Lepidoptera, Noctuidae. Bases 381 to 3551 code for a protein of 1056 amino acids. Gene Ontology annotation, cellular component: membrane. Gene Ontology annotation, molecular function: protein binding; netrin receptor activity. Gene Ontology annotation, biological process: netrin-activated signaling pathway; motor neuron axon guidance.